UAUGAACGAAUUUCAAAAUGCGCAGACAACGUUGAAUCCGGGACGAUGUAAAAUUAACCGCGUGUACGUUUAAUAACCAGACAGUCGGUACUCGACCCAAUCUCUUGGCUCCUCGCGUUGAGAUUCAGAAUUCACUCGAUUUUCGACACACUCUCCUAUCGUACUUUCUAAAUUUCUUCGUACUUUCUAAAUUGCUUCGAGUGCAAUUCCACUCGGAAGGCAGAUGAAGCGAUGACAAUCGAUUCACGCGAAGAUCGUGGCAAUUGUGCUCUUCGCGUUAUCGAGGAUGAUGCGCGCGACAAUUCUUCUCCUGAUCGCCGCGUCGGCCGUGGUAACAGGUGAUAACAAUUGUGUACAACGUGAAGUCGGCCCGAAAGCAAUUGUAUGCGUCUGUAACUCGACGUAUUGCGACUUCACAUCGGAUAUACAAGUGCAAGAAAAUCAAUUUGUCUGGUACACUUCCACUAGAAAUGGCGAAAGGCUGCAGAAAUCAGUCGCCAACUACUCCAAGUCUAUAUCCGAGCCUGUAUCCAGCGAUGUUAUCCUGAUAGCAGACAGUAGUAUAAAAUUUCAAAAAAUAUUUGGAUUUGGUGGAGCGAUGACAGAUGCCGCCGCGCUCAACAUUAGAACCCUCAGCACUGCGACCCAAAAGAACCUAAUUGAGUCGUAUUAUGGUAUCAAUGGUAGCAGAUACACCUUUUGCCGCAUACCUAUCGCAGGUACCGACUUCUCAACGAGACCGUAUACGUACGACGACAUACCCAACGACAUUACAUUAAGUAAUUGGAGCCUCGUGGAGGAGGAUGACUACAAGAUCAAUUAUCUGCAUCAAAUAAAGAAUGUCAUGUCCAAGCCGGAAGAUCUGAAAAUAUUUACUACUGCGUGGUCCGCACCAAAAUGGAUGAAAAAGAGCAACGAGAUAACGUGGGGUCCCCUGAAACCUGAAUUCUAUCAACUCUAUGCUGAUUACAUACUUAAGUUCUUCGACGCGUAUAAGGAACGCGGUAUCGAUAUAUGGGGUAUGACGCCGGGCAACGAGCCGAUAGACGGACUUUGGCCGUUCUUCCCAUUCAACGCUAUGCUAUGGACUCCCGAGACUGAGGGGAUUUUUUCCGUAAAUAAUUUACGUCCAACCUUAUCCAAGGCUGGAUACAAUCCUGUUUACAUGGCAAUGGAUGAUCAACGCUUUGAGAUCCCCACAUUCUCUAAUUUGCUAUUCAACAAUAAGGAAGCCAAAGAAAUGUUCAAUGGUACCGCGUUCCAUUGGUACGAGGACCAAAUUACCAAGCCAAAACGAUUGGAUGAAUUGCACGAUAUGUAUCCGGACAAGUUCAUACUGAUGACCGAGGCGUGCGCCGGUAGCAAUCCUUUAGAGAUAAAAAAGGUAGACCUUGGAUCGUGGCAGCGAGGAGAGGAAUAUAUAUUGGAUAUAAUCGAGAAUUUGUCACAUUGGACAACUGGAUGGGUGGAUUGGAAUUUAGCGCUUAACGAAAGUGGCGCGCCGAAUUGGGCUAAAAACUUUGUGGAUUCACCCAUUAUUGUAAUACCGGAGGACGAUGAGUUUUACAAGCAACCUAUGUAUUAUGCGAUUUAUCACUUCAGCAAAUUUGUCCCACCUAAUUCCAUAAAAAUUUUCCACACCGAAUCUAAUAACAGCGUCAAUUCCAUAGCUUUCUUGACGCCCGAGGGAAAUAUUGUUUUCGUGAUCGUAAACAAACACGAGGAGCCUUAUAAUGUCAUCAUUCAAGACAAGAUGACGCCGAGCAAACAGAUACAUCUACAAAUACCUGAAAAAUCUUUCACCACGGUGCAAUAUCGCGCAACAUAAUAAUGUAGAAGCUUGAUUGUUAAAAUCCUAGAAACGAAACAUGUAUUUACAAAUGCUCGCCGUACUCGUUAAAAGAGGAAUCGAGGCUAUGUAAAAACGUUAAUAUUAUCAUAUAAACUUUUUUUUGAGAGGAACCAAGAUGGAUCGUAUGGAUUAUACGGAAUGUGUCGUUGUAAAAAUUGAUAAUCACUUUUUUAUAUAAUCACUAUUAUAUUUAUGUAUGUUUAACAUACUGUAAAUAUACCUUAAGUCACGGGUAGUAUGAUUUUGCAAAUCGUCCUAUCUUCUUUUUCUUGGGGUUCUCUCGUAAACACUUUGGUAUAUAAAGUGGCUUAUGAUCAUCAAAUCUACGUCUGUACAGAUUAAUUCCGCGUUCAAAUGGUUCUCGUUUCUUAUCCAUCGGACGAGUCUUAUGGUCAAUUAGAUAGAUCUUUUGCCAGUGAUAUAUAUAUGGUAAGCGUCUAAAAAAGAUGUAUCGCGGGUUAGCAUAUAAAGUAUUUUCUUUACCAUGAAUCGGUUUACUAUUUAAAUGAAAGAUUUCCAAUAAAGAUAUAAUUAUUAAAAUGA
Molecule: messenger RNA, 2395 nt
Organism: Odontomachus brunneus
Lineage: Eukaryota; Metazoa; Arthropoda; Insecta; Hymenoptera; Formicidae
Product: lysosomal acid glucosylceramidase
Exons: 8
Coding region: 287-1828 (513 amino acids)
Biological process (GO): glucosylceramide catabolic process
Molecular function (GO): glucosylceramidase activity
Source: RefSeq, a predicted model, not a curated record